This is a messenger RNA of Fusarium oxysporum Fo47, 1284 nucleotides long. Its product is annotated as anaphase promoting complex subunit DOC1 domain-containing protein. The transcript has 2 exons. NCBI's taxonomy places the organism in Eukaryota, Fungi, Ascomycota, Sordariomycetes, Hypocreales, Nectriaceae. The coding region runs from base 1 to 1284 and encodes 427 amino acids. The record is from RefSeq and is a predicted model, not a curated record. Gene Ontology annotation, biological process: anaphase-promoting complex-dependent catabolic process; protein K11-linked ubiquitination. Gene Ontology annotation, cellular component: anaphase-promoting complex.
AUGCCUUCUCGUCGCGAAAUCUACAUCCCUCCUCCCCCAGCCUCAAUUCAUCAAAUCAACCGUGAUCAUCGCAUCAAGCGAGUUCCACUCCAAGAACUUGCCUUCAAGAAGUCAAGUGGCGCUCUUCUCCAGCAGCGCAAGCGAGUCUUCCGAACCGUUCCUUCUCCAGACAAGGAGAACGUGGAAGCCUGCUACCGAGCCAUUGAUCAUCUCAGUGUCACCUUUGAGGAGUGGUAUCAAGAGCGCAUGCAACUUCUUCGCGAAUCACGAGAAUUGCGAACAAAUAUUAACAACAUUCUCCUAGCUGCCCAGCAGCCUACAGAUCGAUCUCGUCUCAGCAUGCCUCCCCGCGAUUCUGACGCCUCCAGCUCCGAUGCUGAGCCUGAUGAGAGUAUUCUCUUCAACCGCGCUCGCCCAAUGGCUGCUCCCGCUGGCCCUUCUUCUGAUGCCACAAUGGCUUACAACGACGACCAAGCUGCUGAGGACGAUGCUGAUCAGCGCACUCUGUCUCACUCCCCUGAAGAGUAUGAGGAUGAGAACUCAAUCGGCGAAGAAGAAGAUGAUGAUGCCGACGAAGACGAGGAUGACGAAGAAGCCGCUGAACACGACCAGGCUCAUGAAGCUGCUACCCUUUUUGACCCAGCAACUGCUGGCCUAAAGGAGAUUUCCAACCUUGCCCGUUUCACUGUCAGCAGCCACAAGCCUGGCAAUGGUGUUGAGGAGCUCAAGAGCGAUGACCUCAAGCUCUUCUGGCAAUCCGAUGGCCCUCAGCCCCACAAGCUCACCAUGUAUUUCACCAAGCGUGUUGGUAUUCGCGACAUUCGCUUCUACGUUGACUACAACGAGGAUGAGUCCUACACCCCUACCAAGGUCGUCUUCAAGGCCGGCACCAGCGAGAACAACGUUAUCGAGUUCGCUACCAUGGCUCUUGAGAACCCCUCCGGCUGGCAGCAGGUUCCCAUUGCCGGCGCUGGCGGUGGUCCUGACGGCAACACCCUCGUCGCUUGGGUCGUUCAGAUGCAGAUCCUCGAGAACCACCAGAACGGAAAAGAUACCCAUCUUCGCGGCAUCAAGAUCUAUUCUUUCGACAACGACUCCGCCCUUGGCCCCGGUCGCGAUGGUAACCCUGUCGAAGAUGUCCUCGACCUCAUGGACACGGCCACUAGCCACAUCAACACCACUUCUACUCGUUCGCGUCUCAGCAACUUUGGAGCUCCCAACUUUGAGUCUGGUGAGGGAGGCCUCGCCAUCCCUGAAUUCAUGCGGGAGCCUGAGAUCCGCUAA